Limulus polyphemus (Atlantic horseshoe crab) is the source of this 2353-nucleotide messenger RNA. RefSeq names its product cell cycle checkpoint protein RAD17-like (gene Rad17). The coding region runs from base 430 to 2223 and encodes 597 amino acids. The record is from RefSeq and is a predicted model, not a curated record. Gene Ontology annotation, molecular function: chromatin binding. Gene Ontology annotation, biological process: mitotic DNA replication checkpoint signaling; DNA repair; DNA damage checkpoint signaling. The transcript has a single exon. NCBI's taxonomy places the organism in Eukaryota, Metazoa, Arthropoda, Merostomata, Xiphosura, Limulidae.
AAAACGUGUUUUUUGUAUUGUGUUUUAUUCCAAAUUAGUACUGGUACCAGAAGAAAUAUUUAAUGUAUUAUAUUUAGUAUGGAGUUUCUCGGAAUGUCUUGAUAUUAUUUGUUCUAAUGCUAGAAUUUCUGAAAAUAAUUGGAGCUGUCAGCUAAUUAAAUUUAUCUUUUACUUUAUUACAUACAUAGCUUAUUAAAAAGCUACUAUAGACUAUAGUGGUAGUACUACAGUGUUAACAUUAUUAAUACUGGGGUCAUAUAUUUAGUCCUAUUGCCUUAGACUUUGAAUUAUGUGAUUUGUUUGUUACGAGGUGCCCUUGGAAAAUUAGCAUUGUAAAGGGAAAAAAAAGCUAACAUUGUAACAUUCCAAUGAAACCUAUCUACUGACACUAACAGAUAUAGUGCCAGUGGAAAGAAAAACUGUUUUCCAAUGGAAGUGCAAAAGCAGUUAAAAACUUGGCUAAAGUCAUCAUUUGAUAAUGAUUUUGUUACGUCAUCAUCACGAAAAGAUUGCAGAAAAUCGGAAUAUCAAAAAGACGAAGCACUUGCUAAAACAAAAAGGAAAAAAGGAAUUCAAUCUCAAUUGCUUUUUGGUGAAAGGGGUGGAAAUAAUUGUGUUGGUGAGUCUUGGAUAGAAUUGUUUGCUCCACAGGCUAAAGAAGACCUUGCAGUAAACAAGAAGAAAGUUGAGCAGAUUGAGACAUGGCUUAUAGACAGUUUAAGUAGAUGUAAGAAUUUUCUAACUACAAUAAAAUGUGCACCUAUAGCUCUUCUAACUGGCCCUGCUGGUUGUGGAAAAACAGCAAGCAUAAAAGUUUUAGCUAAAGUAUUAGAUUUAGAUAUGAAAGAAUGGGUUAACCCUGUUGACAAUAGUUCUGGCCUAUUUGAUGAUGGAUUUUCAAAUAAUAGGCUAUUGGUUAGCGCUACUACUCAGAAAGAACAAUUUGUAGACUUUAUUUUGAGAGCUAAUAAAUAUUCAUCUUUAUUUGUGAAAUCUACUUCUGGAAGAUUAAUUGUUGUUGAAGACUUUCCUAAUGUAUUUCUUAGAGAGCCUGAAGUAUUUCAUAAUGUAUUGCAACUAUACUCAAAAACUGGAAGAUGUCCUGCUGUUUUCAUUGUUAGUGAAAGUGGCAGCGGAAGUAGCAUAGAACAUCAUUUAUUUCCAAAAAGUUUAUUAGCUGAACUUGACAUUAUGCAAGUGAGUUUUAACCCUAUAGCCCCAACAUCAUUAACAAAGGCAGUCAGUAGAAUAUGUGGAAUUGCCAAGGUCACAUUAUCAAAAUCUGAGAAUGAAUCUUUAGUGGCUGCUAGUAAUGGAGAUGUUCGUCAUUUAAUUAACCUGAUUCAGUUUUUUGUAAAGCCUGGUUCCACUAGUAGGAUAUCAAAAGAAUGUAAAAGUAAUUCAUUUGCAGGUCAAAAACGAAAAAAGAAUAUGGUAGAAUCUAGUUCUUCAAUUUUGGGUGAGAGAGACCAUUCAUUGUUUUUGUUUCAUGCACUUGGUAAAAUCCUUUAUUGUAAACGAGAUUCUGGAAAAGAACCAGAAGGCCAACUUCCCAUACAUUUGAAGGACAAAGAGCGAAUGGUUCUUCUAUCUAAUGCAGAGGCUGUGUUUUCUAGAACAGCAGUAACUGCUGAUACAUUCACACUUUUUCUUCACCAUAAUUACCUGUCUUUUGUCAACAGUGCUUAUAUUACAGAAAAGUGUUGUACAAGUUUCAGUGAUGCUAAUAUUAUUUGUACGGAGUGGAGUGGGAAAGAGGUUCUUGAUGAAUACUCUGCUUCUGUUGUGGCAAGGAGUUUGAUGUUUCAUCUGGAAGAAGAUAAGCUUGGUGGGGGCCAAUUUUGGAGACCUUUUUACAAACCAGAGUGGUUUUCAGUUUUGAAACUAUAUAGAGAUGGUCAGGCUGCAGUGAGAAACUGUUUUAAAGAAUGGGCAUACACUUUAGAUCUUCAAACUCAAAUAAUACCAUACUUAGGUGUCGUACAACCUUCAGCUGAUAAUGCCCAGUUAGAGAUAAUUAAAAAAUAUGGAAGAUUUUCAUCAGGUGCUGUAAGGCCAAAAACACCAGGCUUUCAUCUUAGUGAAAAGGAAAUUUUUGAAGAAUUUGAUACUCAUAGCACUGUUCCAGUUGCAGACCCUAACCCACGUGUAGAAGAUACAGUGAACAUGUGCGAGUCUGUAGUACCACAAGAAGACUAUAUUAUUGAAGAGUAUGAUGACUAAAAUUUUUGUCUUGUGCUGUUUACAGUUCAUUCUGUUUAGAUAAUUCAUUGCAUUAUUCAUAUCAAAAGCUAUAGUUAAUAACAUAUAUUUUUUGGUAAAUGUUGAAAAAUAAAUUCAUACGUUAAAAGUU